AUGCCCACGGCGGUUGGUGGAUGUGAAGUCACCACUCUACUGCGCCAGCUGUGCGGGGGGGAUGGUGUAGGGCAUAGGAAUGAACGCGUGCUCGGCGUGAAGAAUGCGCAGCUGGUGUGCGUCAACGGUGGCAGUCCGCGCCAGCCCAGCACUCCGCAACUGUUGCGGAUACUAGAAGAAACAAUCCAGAAGAAGACACCGCGUCCUCUAUACCCGCCCACGAGCAAAGACAUGGAGAAGUACCGCAUGCUGCUGUGCACGCCGGACGCGGUGGCGGAGCGCCUGCACGCCUACCGCACCAAGUUCGUGCAGCACAUGCUCGCCAGCUGCAUGUACGCGAACAGCGCCGUCGGGAAGCCCUGGGAGGUGAUCGGCAGGGUGUCGGAGCAGCUGAUAGAUGACGUCAUUCUCAGCUGUGCCCAAGAAAUGGAAGUACAGGAGUAUAUCCAGAAGAUGUACCAGAGUGAAACGCGUUGAUCGCACUAGAUAAUGUGUUUUUUUUAU
Zerene cesonia (dogface butterfly) is the source of this 504-nucleotide messenger RNA. RefSeq lists its product as uncharacterized. The record is from RefSeq and is a predicted model, not a curated record. The coding region runs from base 1 to 477 and encodes 158 amino acids. Lineage: Eukaryota; Metazoa; Arthropoda; Insecta; Lepidoptera; Pieridae. The transcript is spliced from 4 exons.